Messenger RNA from Linum tenue, 1872 nucleotides. The record is from the annotation of a GenBank genome assembly. Lineage: Eukaryota; Viridiplantae; Streptophyta; Magnoliopsida; Malpighiales; Linaceae.
GUCCAUAGCUCAAUUCAGAAACUAGAUCAUACAAAGUACAAACGAGAGAAAGCGGAAAGUGAGGCAAAUAUGGUAGGGAUGGAGGAAGAGGAGGAGGAGGAGCAACGACGGCCGCCGGUGAGCCCAUUCGGCGUCUACUUCAACAGCUCGUCCAUUUCACUGGCCGUCCUCGCCGUUUUGGAAAUUGAAGAACCGAUCAACAUCCCUCACUCUCGCCUCGUUUUCCUCCUCGACACCCUCCUCCUCCGCGUCCACCCUCGUUUCUCCUCCGUCAUCGUGACGGGAAAGGACGGGGAGCAACGGUGGAAGAGGGUGGAAGUGAACCUCAAGGACCACAUCAAGACCGCCGUUUUCCCGGAGAACAGGUCGCCGGAAUACUACGAGGAGCGCUUCAGCGGCUACCUGUCGGAGAUAUCCGCCGAGCUUUUCCUCGGGAACCGCCCGCUUUGGGAGAUUCACUUCGUCAAGUACCCGACGACGAACGCGGCGGGAAACGUGGUCUUCAAGAUUCACCACGCCAUCGGCGACGGCUACUCCCUGAUGGCGGCGCUGCUCUCCUGCUUCAAGCGUUCCGACGACCCUUCCCUUCCCCUGACGUUCCCCGACAUCCGGAUCCGCCGCUCGGGUGACGCCGGCGGCGGGAAGAAGGCGGCGGUGGCGAGGGCUCUGGCGUCGGCUUUCAAUACGGUGUCGGAUUUGUGGACGAGCUUCUCCAAGACCAAGCUCCUGGCCGACGACCUGUCGCCCGUGCGCUCCGGAGAGACGGGAGUCGGGUUCCGGCCGAUCUCUGCGGCGACGAUGGCAUUCUCUCUUGAUCAAAUCAAGCAGAUCAAGAGCAAGCUGGGAAUGACAGUGAACGACGUGGUGACAGGGACCGUGUUCUUGGGGACGCGAAUGUACAUGAAGGAAAUGGAACCGGGUUCGGAGGACGCGGAGACCACAUCCAUCGUCGUUUUGAACACCAGGAUGCUCCGCAGCUACAACUCGGUCCACGACAUGAUGAUGAGCAAGGCGACCGAAUCUCCCUGGGGGAACCACUUCGCCUUUCUCCAUGUCGGCCUGCCCAAGCUGAUGCUCGGCGGCGCAACAGGUAACGAUGAUAACGGCGGCCGCCAGGAGUCGACGAUGGCACGCCGUUCGUUGGAGUUUCUGAAGGCGACCCAGAAGGUCAUCCAGAAGAAGAGAUCCUCCGUCGCCGUGCACCUCAACGGCGGCCUCAUUCAGCUUUACAGGAAGCUGAGAGGCUCCGAGGCAGCAUCUAGUUACGUGUAUUGGGCAGUGAAGAACACAAGCAUGGCAAUCACCAACAUGAUCGGUCCUACAGAGAAGAUGACCCUCGCCGAUCACCACGUCAAAGGCCUCUACUUUCUGCUUGCUGGCAACCCUCAGAAUCUGACGGUCACGAUGGUGAGCUACAUGGGACAGAUGAGAGUGUCCAUAGGAACGGAGAAGGGCUUCAUAGAUCCCAACAAGCUCAAGUCUUGCAUCCAAAGGGCUUUCGACCUCAUUCUCAAUUCUACUUGCUAGCCAAGUUUACGAUUGGCGACAUUGGAAAUGGCUGGCAGCACAAAAGAUUAAGAUGUGAUUUGUUGCAAUUAAACAGUGUGGGUGUAAUUUUCUCCUUUUUUCUCUUUUCUUCUUUUUCGCUUAUUGUUGGUUAUAUUUGAUGGGUUAAUGGAUGACUAUAAAACGUCAUGGACUUGCAUUCUGGGCUCCCAUCUAGUGGGACACCAAAACCAGAACUAUAUUGUUAGUAAGUUUGUGCUCUGUGUUUCAAUUUACUGGAGUUUGGUUCUAAAGUUUCAACUCACUGCUUCAAUUGCAAUUUACUUAUACUAGUACGGAAGCUCGCGCUGCGCGGCGGGAGGCGGC